AGAGAAGGAGACGUUCGGGUAACCAAGUCCAACAUGUCGUUUUCGAUGGGUGAAGGUUCGCGUUUGUCCUACUACAUAGACUACACAACGAACGAAGACCAGGGCUCGCUGCACACUCUUACACUGGCUGUGAAGAAUGCGGCACUCCACACAUCGCUCUACAGCCACAAGCUCAUAGAGGCCCACAGCAUGAGCGUCAGUCUGGACAUGCCGUCUCCACGUCGCUUCAAUGCUCUACGCACGUGGAAGCUGGAUAUAGUGCUGCAGGUGCCUGUGAUCAACCUGUUGCGUGCUCACCAUCCUUACUUUAACAAGCUGUCGUCGUCGUGGAACUUCAACGACUGCGGCACACAGUACACACACGUGCCCGUUGUCUAUGACGUUCAUGUCGCAUUGGUCGAUUUCAGCGUGCUCUUCAACAUCAAUGAC
Molecule: messenger RNA, 429 nt
Organism: Sphaeroforma arctica JP610
Lineage: Eukaryota; Ichthyosporea; Ichthyophonida
Exons: 3
Biological process (GO): fermentation
Cellular component (GO): membrane
Source: RefSeq, a predicted model, not a curated record